AUGUUGAAAUUGUUUAUUGUCACCCUAAGCUGUGUCCUCUUGGCCGUCAAUGGCUUGACAUAUAUUCCAUCCUCGUUACGUUUGCGUAGAGAUGUUUCGGAAUUGUUGGCUGAACCAAAAAAUGAAUAUUUGCCACCCGCCACCGAGGAAGCCAAUGAUGUAGAGGUGACUACCAUACUGCCCAGUGAAGAAACCGAAGUCCAAGAUACUGCCGUAUUGGGUAAAGAUGGUUACGAAUACAAGACUGUGAAACGAGUUGUUGUUAGAAGUCGCCGUGAUGUUUCCCACCUGAAUUUGAAUUAUUUGCCACCUUUGGAAGACCAAAAGCCAAGCAAUGAAUAUUUACCUCCUUUGGCCAGUGGAGAACAACAAGAAGAGGUGGAAUCACUCCCCUCCAAUGAAUAUUUGCCACCAGUCGAAACAAAACAGGCCGAAGAAACUGAAUUGGCCACUGAAGCUCCUGAACCUUCAAAGGAAUAUUUGCCACCCGUUCCAGAAGCCAAGGAAGCAUCUGAGGAAACCACAAGUGAAGAACCCAGCAAAGAAUAUCUACCACCAGCCAAAGAAGCAGAAGAAGAAAAAGUGAACGAAAUUGAAGCCACAACUGAAGCAAAGAUCAACGAAGAAAUCACCACCAUUGCUCCCGCCAUGGAAGAGGCUGCCCAAGCUGAAGUUAAAGAAGCCGUAACCGAAGCACCCAUGGAAAUGCAAGACACUGCCGUUUUAGCCGCCGAUGGUUAUCAUUACAAGCAACCCAAUGAAGUACCCAUGGCACUGUUUGCCAUGGAACAAGAACCCGCUCAAAACCCCGAAAACUUGGCCGCCCUUGAAGAAGCCGUUGUCGAAGCUGAAGGACCCGAGAAUGGUGAAUCAGCUGUCUUGGCUGAAGAUGGCUAUCACUAUCGUGUCAUUAAACGUCGUUUCUAA
Musca vetustissima is the source of this 927-nucleotide messenger RNA. RefSeq names its product titin-like. The transcript has 2 exons. The coding region runs from base 1 to 927 and encodes 308 amino acids. Lineage: Eukaryota; Metazoa; Arthropoda; Insecta; Diptera; Muscidae. The record is from RefSeq and is a predicted model, not a curated record.